AUGGCUCGCAGGGACAGCAAACUACACGUUUUGGAUAAGAAGAGCGCACAGAGUUUGACACCUGGAAUGCCGCAAAGAGUCAGCCAGGCGGUGAUCAUCGUCCCUACAGUGCUCCUCCUGGGAACCCUGAUCACCUUACUGGCCCUGUGCUUACUGAAGUACUAUGGACCCAAACAUAACCAGACACAGAUCAAAGCCCCUAAACCCUACCACAGCUCAUCGAACGGACCCAAUCAGAGGCACAGCCACAGACAUCACCUACAGGGCGUUGAUGCUCCCGUAGGGAUAAACCCACUGGAACAUGAAGAGUUCCCAAUGUCAGUUCAACAAGUGCAGCAGAUUGUCAGGCCAACUCUGGCUGCAGUACCUCAGAUGUCCACAGAGAGGCAUCAUGGAGCCUUUAACCAGGUCACUGCCCUGCCAGUGUCCUUCUCCAUCAGGCAUAAUGAUACAGUCAGCCUAUACAGAGCCAGCAUGGACAACAGAGAGGUCAUCCUGAGGGUUCUGAAAGAAAAAGCAAACAGCAGUGAGAAGCAGCACUUUUUGGGUUUUGCUUCCUUCGUGUCAGGACUGGGGCGGCACCCCUCCCUACCUGAGCUGCUGGGUGUGGUUUCAGUGCAGCCGCCCCUCAUGAUGGUCGUCGAGGAGCUGCAGCACAGGGAUCUGCUGGGGUACCUGUGGAGAUGUCGACAGGAUAACUCGGGUUUAGAGUCUUCAUGUGAAAUGACAGAGAAGAGGAUCUUCACCAUGGCAGGACAAGUGGCCUCUGCUCUGGAGUACCUACACAGUCAGAACUGCAUCCAUGGCAACGUGGGAGCACAUAGCGUUCUGGUUGGUGGAGAUCUGACAGCGAAGCUGUGGGGAUUGGGCCCAGCCUACCGCAGGAGAACACAGGCCGUUACACCGGGGCAGGACAUGGAGAUGAGGAAGUGGCAGGCCCCAGAAGUGCUAGGCAGAAGAGCCGUCAGUCAGAGCAGUGAUGUAUGGUCUUUUGGUUUACUUCUCUAUGAAAUGGUCACACUAGGUGACCCACCAUUUGCCCAGAUAGUGGCGAAUGAACUUCUGCAGUAUCUACAAAGAGGAAAGCAUCUCAAACGGCCGGCCACCUGCUCCAACUCACUGUACUCCAUCAUCAAAGCCUGCAGCAAUUGGCGCCCCGAACAACGUCUCUCAACGUUGGAGCUCAUUACAACACUUCAGGAGGGAGAGAAAUCAGCCAAUGGGCGCACAGUUCUCAGAGUGCCCGAACCACUGGACAUCGAGAAGUACCUGAGGGAGGCGGGAUAUGAAGAAGCAUACAACUACGCUGUGCUCUAAUUCGCUGAGAGCGGCAUCAGUCUGGACUACAUUGGUACUGUUACUACGUACAUCGUAAUGUACGCUAUUGGUGCAUCACGCCUC
This is a messenger RNA of Perca flavescens (yellow perch), 1401 nucleotides long. RefSeq names its product serine/threonine/tyrosine kinase 1a (gene styk1a). The record is from RefSeq and is a predicted model, not a curated record. Gene Ontology annotation, biological process: multicellular organism development; positive regulation of kinase activity; cell surface receptor protein tyrosine kinase signaling pathway. Gene Ontology annotation, cellular component: plasma membrane; signaling receptor complex. Lineage: Eukaryota; Metazoa; Chordata; Actinopteri; Perciformes; Percidae. The transcript has 9 exons. Gene Ontology annotation, molecular function: ATP binding; transmembrane receptor protein tyrosine kinase activity. Bases 1 to 1317 code for a protein of 438 amino acids.